GUUUUGUUUCCUGCCGGAGUCAGUUCACUGACGGACCUUUCUGUUUCCGGGUCUGGGAGCAGAGCAGCAGUGUGACUUCAGAGGAAGCUUCUUUCUGUCGAAAUGCAGGACCCAAAUGAAGACACAGAGUGGAAUGAUAUCCUGAGGAAGAAAGGCAUCCUUCCUCCCAAAGAGGUUCCUAAAGACGAUGAAGAGGAGGAGCUGGCUCUCCAGCAGCAGUCUGUCGUUAAAACGUACGAGGACAUGACGCUGGAAGAACUGGAUGACAACGAAGAUGAGUUUGGUGAAGAUGAUGAGGCUGCCAUUGAGAUGUACAAACAGAAGCGUCUUGCCGAGUGGAAGGCGACUCAGAUGAAGAACAUUUUCGGGGAGAUUAUUGAAAUCUCAGGGCAGGACUACAUCAAAGAGGUCAACAAGGCCGGGGACGGCAUCUGGGUGGUGCUGCACCUCUACAAACCCGGCAUCCCUCUGUGCACCCUCAUCAACCAGCACCUGAGCUCGUUGGCCAGGAAGUUCCCCCAGACCAAGUUCGUCAAGUCCAUCUCCACCACCUGCAUCCCCAACUACCCCGACCGCAACCUGCCCACCAUCUUCGUCUACCUGGAGGGAGAGAUGAAGGCCCAGUUCAUCGGGCCGCUGGUCUUCGGGGGCAUGAACCUCAAAGUGGAAGAGCUGGAGUGGAGGUUAUCAGAGCCCGGAGCGGUGAAGACGGACCUGGAGGAAAACCCCAAAAAGCAGAUCGAAGACAAGCUGAUGUCGUCGAUCAGAAGUUCGCUUCCUACAGGGAGGGACAGCGACUCUGACGACGAGGACUAGUAGAAACCCAGAGGACCGUCUCCUUUAUCAGCAUAUACAUUUCAUAUUUUUUAACCAUGUGGCUCGUGUGCGGAGCUCAAUCCUGCUCAAGGACACCUGGACGGGACUCUUCUGUGAGGAAAAGCAGCACAACAAUCUCUCUUUUGUAGUUUAAAUAAACGUCCAACGGCUUCUCCCGAAAUCUUUACACAAAGAAAACUAUAAAGACAAAUUGUAACUUUUUUUUUUAUUACGUUUCAUGAUAUUUAUGUCACAAAAAUGUACAUUUGAAUCUGUUGGAUUAAAUGUGAGUU
Molecule: messenger RNA, 1109 nt
Organism: Anoplopoma fimbria (sablefish)
Lineage: Eukaryota; Metazoa; Chordata; Actinopteri; Perciformes; Anoplopomatidae
Gene: pdcl3
Product: phosducin-like 3
Exons: 6
Coding region: 103-816 (237 amino acids)
Biological process (GO): positive regulation of gene expression; angiogenesis; protein folding
Cellular component (GO): cytoplasm
Source: RefSeq, a predicted model, not a curated record